AUGCUUGGACUUGCUCUAUCAGCCCUAUUCGACGUACUCCCAUGGACUACGGCCGCUGUGAGUAACUGCCCUGCACAAAGCUGCAAAGGCGUGGGAAUCUUCGAAAUUGCUGCAAUUAUCAUUAAUAUGGGGGUGAACGCAGUUGUUGCAUCUUUGGUUGUUCGAGCCAUCAGCGAAGGAAACCGGAUACUAUUCACUAUCACACUGGCACUCGGCGUGACGCCAAUUGUGGCCAACUUGUAUAGCAAUGUUGCGCAGUCGUUCGCUGUCGAUGAUGACAUAUGUGUGGCAUUUGGGCCGGUUUAUGUAGCAUGUAAGCCAGCAGAAAGUUUGGCCCGUCUUGCUAUUGACUGUCCUCCAGUGGAUGUUGUUACUCGUAUAUGCGCUACUGGAUGCGAUCUAAUGGCGGUUUUCACUGCGUGGAAGUACCUCCAUCAUCCUAUCCGGCAUUCUUACAAGAGCAUCGUCCAACCGCGCAUCAAACUCGCUAAUCUCGUCCUGAGGGAUGGCAAGAACAAUAUAUUUUGCGUGGUGUUGGCCCUUUUCAACGUCGUGAGCGGCAUCUGCAACUUCUACUAUUACAGCAGUCUAUGGGCUUCUAUGAGCCUGCUUCCUAUGCUACUGUUCCCGAUGUCAUCCAUUGUGAUGUCACGUUUGUUACUGCACAUCUGGGAGAUUGUAUCCAAGAGCGGAUACUAUGAUACACAGGCUGAGCCGUGGUUAUGGACAUCUACGGAAAGGAUUUCUAGAUCUAUUGCAUUCGCUGCACCCUCCCGCAGGGUGACAUUGGCAUUUGACGAGAGUCAUGGUGUACCACAGCUGGGAUAUAUGAGCGUUUCAAAGGAUUAUGACUCUGACGGAGAAGAUGUAGAGUCGGUGCUCUGGAUUAAAUAA
Molecule: messenger RNA, 894 nt
Organism: Fibroporia radiculosa
Lineage: Eukaryota; Fungi; Basidiomycota; Agaricomycetes; Polyporales; Fibroporiaceae
Exons: 9
Coding region: 1-894 (297 amino acids)
Source: RefSeq, a predicted model, not a curated record